ACUGUAGUCAAAUGAAACUGUCAAAUCCCUGGGUGCAUUGGUCAAUGGUUACAGGUUAAAUUGGAAAUGUUUAAAGUGCUCUGCAUCGGGUGGUCUUUCGAAAUCUCAAUACAUGCUGAUGGUCAGACAGUGCUUUAGUAGUAUUUGGUUUAUUUAGAGAAAGGGGACUCCUCGUUGACCACAGGGGGAGACUAGUCGCGAAUAAAAACACAAGACGUUCAGAGAACAUCAUGCUACCUAUUCUCACCCAGGAACGUGGUUGGCUAACCGGCUAACGCUAGCCUCUCUACCGCAAGCGUUGCCCGCUCAGUUUGAAGACACGUCUACAGUCUGGUCCACAAGACAUAUGUUAGACUGCUGCUCGUUAUGCAGAGGAAGAAUGCUAGCUACCGCUCAGGACUUAACUGACCUCCUUGAAACACAUUAAGCUCCCGGGCCCAGCCAUGUUUGGAACAGAGUCCUCAUUAAGCAUGUUUCUCAACACCCUGACGCCGAAGUUCUACGUGGCUUUGACUGGCACCUCAUCCCUCAUAUCAGGACUCAUCCUGAUCUUUGAGUGGUGGUACUUCAGGAAGUAUGGGACUUCCUUCAUUGAGCAGGUGUCCGUGAGCCACCUGCGCCCCCUGCUGGGCGGAGUGGACAGCAGCGCCCCCACCAACACCACUACCAGUAAUGGGGAGGCCGACUCCAGUCGACAGAGUGUGUCCGAAUGUAAAGUGUGGCGAAAUCCUCUGAAUUUAUUUCGGGGCGCAGAGUAUAACAGGUACACCUGGGUAACAGGUCGGGAGCCCCUCACCUACUACGACAUGAACCUCUCGGCUCAGGACCACCAGACGUUCUUUACCUGCGACACGGACCACCUCAGGCCUGCAGACGCCAUCAUGCAGAAGGCGUGGCGAGAGAGAAACCCACAGGCUCGUAUCUCAGCUGCACAUGAAGCUCUGGAGCUGGAGGACUGUGCGACUGCGUUCAUCCUCCUGGCCGAGGAGGAGUCCACUACCAUCAUGGAGGCGGAGCGUCUGUUCAAGCAGGCGCUGAAGGCCGGGGAGAGCUGCUACCGACGCAGCCACCAGCUGCAGCACCACAGCUCCCAGUACGAGGCCCAGCACAGAAGGGACACCAACGUAUUGGUGUACAUAAAGAGGAGGCUUGCCAUGUGUUCCCGGAAGUUAGGGAGAACACGAGAAGCAGCCAAGAUGAUGAGAGAUUUAAUGAAGGAGUUCCCUCUUCUCAGUAUGUUCAACAUCCAUGAGAACCUACUGGAGUCUCUGUUGGAGCUCCAGAACUACGCAGACGUACAGGCAGUGCUGGCCAAGUACGACGAUAUAAGUUUACCUAAAUCUGCAACAAUAUGUUACACAGCAGCGCUGCUCAAGGCCAGGGCCGUGUCUGACAAGUUCUCUCCCGAGGCGGCCUCCAGGAGGGGGCUGAGCACCGCAGAGAUGAACGCUGUAGAAGCCAUCCACAGAGCGGUGGAGUUUAACCCCCACGUCCCUAAAUAUCUCCUGGAGAUGAAGAGUCUCAUCCUCCCUCCAGAACACAUCCUGAAGCGCGGCGACAGCGAGGCCAUCGCCUAUGCCUUCUUCCACCUGCAGCACUGGAAGAGAGUGGAGGGCGCGCUCAACCUGCUGCACUGCACCUGGGAGGGCAGUAUGUACUCAUCCUUCAGAAUGAUCCCGUACCCCCUAGAGAAGGGUCAUCUCUUCUACCCCUACCCCAUCUGUACAGAGACGGCCGACAGAGAGCUGCUACCAAGUGUGGAAGCAGUAUUCCACGAGGUGUCAGUCUACCCCAAGAAGGAGCUGCCCUUCUUCAUCCUGUUCACGGCCGGCCUCUGCUCCUUCACUGCCAUGCUGGCGCUGCUCACACACCAGUUCCCAGAGCUCAUGGGCGUCUUCGCCAAGGCUUUCCUGAGUACUUUAUUCGCUCCCCUCAACUUCAUCAUGGAGAAGGUGGAGAGCCUCCUCCCCUCCAGUCUGUGGCACCAGCUCACCCGCAUCUAGACGCCCUGAGGAGCCGACAGACGGACGGACUGAGGGCGGGCCUAGAGGAGCCGACAGACAGACGGACAAACUGAUGGCCGUAGCGCCGCCUGGGACUGGACUGACACACCUUUGUGCCAAUAAACAGGACAGGAGACAAAGCCACUGCUGGAGAGAGAAGGGAUUCAAAAUGAAAUAAAGAAAACAGAAUUCAGAAUA
Gadus macrocephalus (Pacific cod) is the source of this 2201-nucleotide messenger RNA. RefSeq names its product suppressor of tumorigenicity 7 protein homolog. The transcript is spliced from 16 exons. Bases 444 to 2003 code for a protein of 519 amino acids. The record is from RefSeq and is a predicted model, not a curated record. Lineage: Eukaryota; Metazoa; Chordata; Actinopteri; Gadiformes; Gadidae.